CCCCGCCACGCCACGCCACGAACCGCGGUGAACCGGGGCAUCUCGUCGGCAUAUUUCGCGGCCCGAACCUAGGGUUUCGUCACGUCCCCGUCCCCCGGCGAUGGGGCCGACCGCGCCGCCGCCGGACGCCGGCGGCGGGGAGCCGGAGGCGUGGUACGGCAGCAUCCAGUACCUGGUCAACAUCUCCGCGGUGGGGGCCGCCUCCUGCGUGCUCCUCUUCCUCCUCGUCAAGCUCCGCUUCGACCACCGCCGCAUCCCGGGGCCCUCCGCGCUCGCCGCCAAGCUCCUCGCCGUCUACCACGCCACCGCGCCGCAGAUCGCGCUCCACUGCGGGGCCGACGCCGCCCAGUUCCUCCUCUUCGAGCGCGCCUCCUUCCUCGUGCUCGCCGCCGUGGCCGCCGCCGCCGUCGCCGCCGCCCUCCCGCUCAACCUCCUCGCCGGGGACGCCGCCAUCGCCGACCAGUUCGCCGCCACCACCAUCUCCCACAUCCCCAAGUCAUCCCCGCUCCUCUGGCUCCAUCUCCUCCUCACCGCCGCCGUCGUCGCCAUCGCCCAUCUCGGCAUCUCCCGCAUGGAGGACGCCCUUCGCAUCACCCGCUUCCGCGACGGCAACGGCAACCCCAGCGACCCCAACUCCAGCUCGGUUGCCGUCUUCACCAUCAUGAUCCAGGGCAUUCCCAAGACGCUCGCCGCAGACAAGACCCCGCUCAAGGAUUACUUUGAGCACAAGUACCCUGGAAAGGUGUACCGGGUCAUCGUGCCCUUCGAUCUCUGCACGCUGGAGUAUCUAGCUGAGGAGUGGGGGAAGGUGCGGAACAGGAUUUCUUGGCUGGAGGCAAGGAUGGAUGCCCGCAACCUAUUUGAUGAAUUUGCUCAGGGUGGAAGACAUUCAGAAGAGCAUUGGAUUGUGAGGAGAUGCAAAGAGCUGUGGGUGAUGACAGCAGAGAGGUUCGGGUUUACUGACGAGGAAAUGCUAAGGAGGUUGCAGACAAAGAAACUUGUCCUCGGUAGCAGGUUAUCGGAUUAUAAGGAUGGGCGUGCUCCCGGUGCUGGCAUAGCCUUUGUGGUUUUUAAGGACGUGUAUACAGCAAACAAGGCUGUGAGAGAUUUCCGGAUGGAAAGGAAGAAGACACCAAUAGGGAGGUUCUUCCCGGUGAUGGAGCUCCAGCUUGAGAGAAGCCGUUGGACUGUGGAAAGGGCACCACCGGCAUCAGAUAUCUACUGGAACCAUCUAGGGCUGAGCAAGACCUCACUAGGAUUGCGGCGUAUUGCAGUCAACACCUGCCUCAUUCUGAUGCUCUUGUUCUUCAGUUCACCAUUGGCAAUAAUUAGUGGGAUGCAAAGUGCAGCGCGGAUCAUCAAUGUGGAGGCUAUGGAUAACGCCAAAUCAUGGCUUGUCUGGCUCCAAAGCUCUAGCUGGUUCUGGACCAUUAUCUUUCAGUUUCUUCCCAACGUCCUCAUUUUUGUGAGCAUGUAUAUUAUCAUCCCAUCAGUGCUGUCUUACUUCUCCAAGUUUGAGUGUCAUCUGACAGUGUCGGGAGAGCAGAGGGCUGCAUUGUUGAAGAUGGUUUGCUUCUUCCUUGUUAAUCUCAUUCUACUGCGUGCGCUGGUGGAAUCAUCGCUUGAAAGUUGGAUACUCAGUAUGGGCCGGUGCUACCUAGACAGUGUUGAUUGCAAGCAGAUUGAACAAUACUUAAGCCCCUCUUUUUUGUCAAGAUCUUCACUCUCCUCCCUGGCAUUCUUGAUCACAUGCACCUUUCUAGGAAUAUCCUUUGAUCUGUUGGCUCCAAUCCCUUGGAUAAAGCAUGUAAUGAAGAAAUUUAGAAAGAAUGAUAUGGUCCAGUUGGUCCCUGAAGAAAAUGAGGACUACCAACUGAUGCAUGAUGGCGAAGAAACAAAUAAUUUGAGAGCGCCUCUAAUGUCUGAGAGAGAAGACAGUGGCAUUCUGAAUGGUAUUGAGGAGCAUGAUCUUUCAUUGUACCCGAUAAACAGGAGCUUCCAUAUGCCAAAGCAGACAUUUGACUUUGCACAAUACUAUGCAUUUGACAUUACAAUAUUCGCGCUCACAAUGAUCUACUCACUGUUUGCUCCUCUGACAGUUCCUGUCGGCGCAGUAUACUUUGGCUACCGAUACCUUGUGGACAAGUACAAUUUCCUGUUUAUCUACAGAGUUAGAGGGUUUCCUGCAGGCAAUGAUGGGAAGCUGAUGGACAUGGUGAUCUGCAUCAUGCAAUUCUGCGUUAUUUUCUUCCUUGUUGCAAUGUUACUAUUCUUUGCAGUCCAAGGUGAUCCUAUGAAGCUACAGGCAAUAUGUACUCUUAGUUUGUUAGUCUUUUAUAAAUUGCUGCCCUCUAGAAGUGAUCGCUUCCAGCCAUCCUUGUUGGAAGGGAUGCAGACAGUUAAUAGCUUUGUAGAUGGUCCAACAGAUUAUGAAGUUUUUUCACAACCUGACCUGGAUUGGAGCCUGUAUCAAUCCUGAAGAAAAUUUCAAGGUCAAUACACACUUGUUUAGUUAUUUCUUAUCUCUUUCACCUGAGCUUUUCAUUGUACCACUCUUGACCUUUUGUACAGUUACAUAGGUAACUCUUUUGGCUUCUAGCUGAAUUUGUUUGUUGGAAAUGAAAAGCACGCACUGUUUAGAUCAUUAAAGCUGUGUAUCUAAAAUUCUAUGAGAAGAAAAUACUUAACAUUAUCCUA
This is a messenger RNA of Oryza sativa Japonica Group (Japanese rice), 2697 nucleotides long. RefSeq names its product CSC1-like protein At4g35870. Gene Ontology annotation, cellular component: plasma membrane. Lineage: Eukaryota; Viridiplantae; Streptophyta; Magnoliopsida; Poales; Poaceae. Gene Ontology annotation, molecular function: calcium-activated cation channel activity. The record is from RefSeq and is a predicted model, not a curated record.